UGAUCAGCUGUGUCCAAUCACAGCUCAUCACAUGUAAACAGGGAAAUGCAGGUUAUCGGCAUUUCUCUCCUCACAAGCUGUCACGCUGACAGCUCGGGACAUGUACACAGAUCAUCAGAACACUGAUGAUCAGUGUGCCCUGAUGUUCUGUGUAGCCCCAGAAGUGCCACCUGUCAGUGUCCAUCAGUGGCAGCUGUCAGAAAUCAUCCAUGCCACCUGCCAGUGCCCAUCAGUGCCACAUUUCAGUGCCUACCAGUGCACAUCAAUGCCACAUAUCAGUGCCCAUCUAAGCUGCCUUUCAGUGUCACCCAUCAAUGCCAGUUAGUGCCACCUAUCAGUGCCAGUCAUUGCCGCCUAUCAGUGCCAGUCAGUGCCGCCUAUCAGUGUGCAUCAGUGCCCAUCAGUGCUGCCAAUCAGUGCCGCCUAACAGUGCCAGUCAGUGCCGCCUAUCAGUG
Staurois parvus is the source of this 455-nucleotide messenger RNA. NCBI's taxonomy places the organism in Eukaryota, Metazoa, Chordata, Amphibia, Anura, Ranidae. The record is from the annotation of a GenBank genome assembly.